This is a messenger RNA of Oryzias latipes (Japanese medaka), 3938 nucleotides long. RefSeq names its product tripartite motif containing 33 (gene trim33). Lineage: Eukaryota; Metazoa; Chordata; Actinopteri; Beloniformes; Adrianichthyidae. Gene Ontology annotation, molecular function: protein binding; zinc ion binding. Gene Ontology annotation, cellular component: chromatin. The record is from RefSeq and is a predicted model, not a curated record.
CGUACGUGCAGUGGCUGUAAGAUGAAGCAAGAUGGCGGAUAACAAAGGCGAAGAGGAUAUGGAUCCGACUGCGAGCUCGGAGCCAGAACCUCCCGCGGAAGCGAAAAGCCUCUCGGACUCGACACCAGAGAAAGUGGCCUCAACAACGGAACCGGGUUCUAAGGGGGACGCGGACACCGAAGCGUCCGGUAACGCUAACGAGGCACCGACACCCGACGGUGAAGCUAGCAGCAGCGGCGAGGCUGCCGCCUCUACUAGCGGGGAAGCGAACGAUGGCGUCGGCGAGAUCGUUAGCCCGACCGAGCCCAACGGCUCCAACGCGGAGCCGGCGGCGACGGAGUCUCCUGCCGCCGCCGAGGCGUCCCCCCCUCCGGCCGCCGCCGCAGCAGCCUCCACACCGGUCCCCGUCCCGCUGAAUCUGCUGGAUACGUGCGCGGUGUGUAAAGAAAGCCUCCAGAACCGGGACUGUGAGCCCAAACUGCUGCCCUGCCUGCACUCCUUCUGCCUGAAGUGCAUCCCGCAACCGGACAGGCAGAUCAGCGUCCAGGUCCCGGGCCCGCACGGACAGGCCGACACGCACAUAGUAAACGUCAUGCGAUGUUCCAUUUGCCACCAGGACUACAAGCAGACAGACAUCAUUGACAACUACUUUGUUAAAGACACCAGCGAAGCCACCAGCACGGCGGACGAAAAAGCCGCACAGGUUUGCACCAGUUGUGAAGACAACGCUGGGACCAUCGGCUUCUGUGUGGAGUGUGGGGAGUGGCUGUGUAAGACCUGCGUGGAGGCCCACCAGAGGGUCAAGAUCACCAAGGACCACAAAAUCCGCACAAAGGAGGACGCCGACGCCGCUUCUGAACCUGUCAGCCCCUCAGGACAGAGGCCGGUCUUCUGUCCGGUCCACAAACAGGAACCGCUCAAACUUUUCUGUGAGACGUGUGACGCUCUGACCUGCAGAGACUGCCAGCUGCUGGAGCACAAAGAGCACAGGUACCAGUUUCUGGAAGAAGCCUUUCAGAACCACAAGUGUCUCAUUGAGACCAACAUGGCCAAGCUCCACGAGAAGAACAGUUUUGUCCACCAUUCUCUGUCUCAGGUGCAGCACAGGUUAAAGGAGCUGAAUGAGACGCACAGGAAGGUGGAGCACGAGAUCAAAAUCGCCGUUUUUACACUUAUUAAUGAGAUCAACAAAAAGGGCAAGUCCCUGUUGCAGCAGCUGGAGAAUGUGACCAAAGAGCGGAGCAUGCGGCUCGUGGCGCAGCAUAAAGACACCACCCAGCUGGCUCAGCAGAUCACCCACGUUCUCAAGUUCUGCAGCUGGGCCAUCACGUCGGGCAGCAACACGGCGCUGCUGUACAGCAAGAGGCCGAUCAUGUACCAGCUUUGUAAGCUCUUUAAGGCCAGACUGGAACCGGCCCCCCAGUCCAACGGGGUGGUGCGCUUCUUCUGUGACCCCAACUUCUGGGCCAAAAAUGUGGUGAAUUUAGGUAAUCUGGUCAUUGAGAAACCCCCCCCACCGACACAGCCCCACAGUGUGAUGGUGGCGGGACCCCCCAUCUCACCGGGUCAGGGUCUCCCCGGCAAACACCCGGGUCAGAUCAACCUGGCUCAGCUGCGGCUGCAGCACAUGCAGCAUGCGGCCUACGCGCAGCAGAAGCAGCAGCAGCAGCAGCAGCAGCAGCAGAUGCAGCAGCAGAUGCGGUUGGCCUCUCAGAUGUCCCAGCAGCACGCCCGGCAGGGCGGGGGCGGCCCCCCCCUGGUUCAGCAGCCCCCGCGACUCAUCAGUAUGCAGCAGCUUCAGCGAGGACCCGGGGGCAUGAACGGGGGGCCCGGCCCCCCCAUGUACCCUUCCUCCCAUCACAUGCGCCUGCCCGGCCCCCCCCAGAGCCGGAUGGCGGCGGCUCAGCCCAGACCCAACGGCCAGCAGUAUUCCUCCCUGAUGCAGCCUCAGUUACAGAGACAGAUGUCUGUAGAAUCUGAGAUGAGCCACCAAAGGUUUCGUUUCUUACUUCAAUCAGGGCAUUCCAACCCGGGGCAUGCUGGUCCCUUCCCGGUGGCAUCUUUGCAUAACGCCAACCCCACCAGUCCCACCAGUGCCAGCAUGGCAGGAGCCCACGCUCACCGCGGACCCGCCAGCCCGGUCAUCGGCCCCAUCGAGCUGAUCCCCUCCGUCACCAACCCCGAGAACCUUCCCUGCCUUCCAGAGAUCCCACCCAUUCAGCUGGAAGACGCAGGUUCCAGUAACCUUGGACACAUCCUGUCUCGUUACAUCACGGCGAGCACGCAGCUUCACCUGGGCGCCGCCGACCUGAACACGUCUCCAGGGUUACCCACUCUGUCUCCCGGGUCCUCGGGUGUGUCCAACGCUCACACGCCAGCACGGCCCUCCAGCACAUCCAGCACAGGAAGCAGGGGCAGCUGUAGUUCUGCGGGAAGGAUGGGACCUGGAGGCGGAGCCACUGCAGACCCGGUCAGAGUGAAGAAGGAGCCGGGUUCAGAGGACAGUUCCAGCUGCACGGCGUCGUCUCUGAAGACGGAGCGGGGCAAAGACUCUGGCAGGAGUGCCUGCAUGAUGAGCAGUCCAGAGAGCAGCCCGCGGGGGGCCGCAUCCACGGGCCCGGACGGUUCCAGGGGACUCGGGGAGCGGAUCAAAACCGAGCCAGAGACGGAGACACCGUGUUCUGAGCUGAACGGCAUCGGCGCCGCCUCCACCGCAACCACGUCUACCUCCACGGAGCGCAGCCACGGCAAGCCCAAGCUUCUGCUCACCAACGGGAACGCAGGCAAGGAGGCGGAGACCAGCAGGGGCGGAGCAUCUGAGGGGAACCAUGGGGGCAGAGAGGACGACCCCAACGAAGACUGGUGCGCAGUCUGCAUCAACGGGGGCGACCUCCUCUGCUGUGACAACUGCCCCAAAGUGUUCCACAUGAAAUGCCACGUCCCCACCAUCAAAAUCUUCCCCAAGGGGGACUUUCUCUGCACUUUCUGCCGGAGUCUGAGCGUCCCUGAAAUCGAGUACUGUGACGACAACAAAAGAAUCAAAGGGGAGCAGAGCCUGAACCCUGAAGACCAACGGAGAUGUGAGCGCGUCCUGCUGUACAUCUUCUGUCAUGAGCUCAGCAUGGGCUUCAGGGAACCCGUUCCCAGCUCUGUGCCCAACUACUACAAGAUCAUUAAGCAGCCCAUGGACCUGAAGAAGGUGAAGAAGAAGCUGCAGUUACGGAGCUCCCAGUACUACAAAUCUGUCCAGGAGUUUGUGUCGGACAUGCGCCUUAUCUUCAAAAACUGUGCGGAGUACAAUGAGAUGUCUCGAAUAAUCCAGGUUUAUGAUGAGGAGAAAGAGAUUAAUCCACAGGCCGGGUCGGAGAUGGCCAUUUCCGGGAAGGCGGUGGGUCUGUACUUUGAGGAGAAGCUGCAGGAGAUGUUCCCGGGCCAGAACUUCCCCGAAACUCCAGAAGCCGAGCCCCCGGAUGAGAAGGAGCGGGAGGAGGAGACGGAGGACUCGGAGGACGACUUCAUACAGCCCCGACGCAAGCGGUUGAAAACGGACGAGAAGGUGGUCCACAUCAAAUAGUGACUGAACCAGGAGUGAAGACCGUCUUCCCGCCUCCCUCACUCCCGUUUCUUCAGGAAGAGGAGGAGAGCUCCUCACAAACAGCGGUUCAUCCUACGGUUGCCUUUGGAAGAACUCCCAUCUACAACAUUGUACAGACGAUGAAGCUGGACUGGUUUUGCAGUAGUGGACUUUGGGUUGUUUUUCUUAUCCCUUUGUAGAUUCAUGUGAUUCUUUUCCCUCAAUCCCGUGUUCUGUUUGCUGUAUCAUACGCUUUGAGAUGACUGUGGAGAUGUUCUGUAAAUAAGAGACGGCCCCUCUGAAGAUAUUCUACGCUAUGGAUGUUUUAGUGCGUCGUCAAUAAAACUUGUUGAGAUAUAUGGCA